AUGGCUGAAGCAGUUGUUUCCGGUGUCUUGCAGCAGUUGAUUUCAAUCAUUGGUCAAGAAACACAACAAGAGGUGAAGCUGGUUUUUUGUGUCCACAAAGAAGUCGAAAAGCUUAGGAGCAAUCUCGAAGCAAUUGAAGUUGUGCUGGUUGAUGCAGAGGAUAAACAAGUGAAAGACAAAAAUGUAAGACUUUGGUUAGAUCGGCUCAAACAGGCUUCCUACGACAUUGAAGAUGUGUUGGAUGAGUGGAACUACGCCAUUCUAAAACAAAACGUAGAUGGUACCUUUCCUAAGAAGAAGGUGUGUUUCUUCUUUCCCUCCUCUUGCUUUUCAUUCAAACAAGUUAGUUUACGUAUACACCUUGCAAUCGAGAUAAAAGAAGUAAGUGAAAAGCUAGAUGUCAUUGGGAAACAAAAAGAGAUGUAUGGUUUUAAUGUGAUUACAAGUGUUGAAAAGUCAGAUCGUGUACAAACUACUUCAUUUGUGGAUGUGUCUGAGAUAUAUGGUCAAGAUGACUGUAAGAGCAUUUUAAUAGAUAAGUUGUGUGCGAACAGUGAACAACGCCUCCCUAUCAUCUCUCUUACGGGAAUGGGAGGCAUUGGAAAGACAACUCUUGCUCAAUUUGCUUAUAAUCAUGAUAUGGUGAUUAAUAGUUUUGACAAAAGAAUAUGGGUAUGUGUUUCAGAACCUUUUGAUGAGUAUAGAAUUGCUAAAGCAAUUAUUGAGUCUUUAGGAGGUUUAACUAAGGAUUUAAGUGAACUGCAAUCUCUUUAUCAACAUAUUAGUACACUAAUCCAGAUAAAUAAAUUUUUUUUAGUGUUAGAUGAUGUGUGGACUGAGGAUUUCAAAAAGUGGGAACCAUUGUAUCAUUGUUUAAAAAAUGGUGCCCAUGGAAGUAAAAUUUUGAUUACCACACGCAAGAAGUCGGUUGUAGGAAUGAUGGGUUCGAUUGAUAUUAUCGAUGUUCAAAGGUUGAGUGAUGAUGGAUGUUGGUUGUUGUUUAAGCAAUUAACAUUUUUUGGUAGAUCCGCUGAGGAAUGUGAAAAAUUAGAAGAGAUUGGCAAAAAGAUUUCAAAUAAGUGUAAGGGUCUGCCUCUUGCUGUAAAAACAUUAGGAAGUCUCUUGCGCUUUAAAAAACAUUGGGAAGAGUGGAAACAUGUCUUAGAUAGUGAAUUAUGGAAACUUGAAAAAAUUGAAGAAGAUGUUUUCCGACCAUUAUUAUUAAGUUAUAAUGAUUUACCUUAUAUGAUAAAAAGAUGUUUUGUAUAUUGUGUUGUCUUUCCUAAGGAUUAUGGAAUAGAUAAAGAUGAUUUGAUUAAACUAUGGAUGGCUCAAGGAUAUGUUAAAGAAGAACAAGAAGAUAAGGCAAUGGAGAUAGUUGGAGAAGAGUAUUUUGACUAUUUAGCUUCACGAUCAUUAUUCCAAGAGUUUAGAAAAGAUGAUGAAAAUAAUGUGAGUGGAUGUAAGAUGCACGAUUUAGUGCAUGACUUUGCUCAAUUCUUAAAUAAAAAUGAAUGUGUCCACAUAGAAGUUGAUGGGUUUAAAAAGCCACCCAUAAGCUCUUUUAAUCGUGAGAAAGUUUGUCACGUGAUGACAACAAUUUGUAGUGAAGGUUUAUUUCCUGAUUCCAUAUUUAGUUUAAGAAGGAUGCAUAGUUUCUUAUAUAAUAGUGAAGAUUCUGGGCAUUCAUUGCCUCCUAAUAUCUUACCAAAAUUAUUUGGUGAAUUGACAUGUUUAAGGGCAUUAAGUAUAACUGGAAAGUGGCAGCUAAAUAGUUUGAUUAAAGAGAUUCCUAAAGAAGUAGGAAAAUUGAUACAUUUGAGAUAUCUUAAUUUAAGGCAUUUAAAUGUGAGAAAGCUUCCCGAAACAUUAUGUGGAUUAUAUAAUUUGCAAACUUUAGAUAUUAGUCACUGUCAUCAACUAGAAGAAUUGCCUCAAGGGAUGGAAAAAUUAAUAAACCUAAGGCAUCUAGAAAAUGGUCAGACUUGGUCAUUAAGAUACAUCCCAAAAGGAAUUCAAAGAUUGAGUAAUCUCCGAACCUUAAGGUAUUUCGUGGUAAGUGAUAGUAAUGAUGAGAAUACAUGUAGUCUUGAAGGUUUGAAAUACUUUAAUCUCUUUGGAGAGUUACAUAUAGGCAAAUUGGGAAAUGUAUCAGAUGUGGAGGAGGUUGAAAGAUCACCCCUUAAGAAUCAGAAAAGCCUCUUUGGUUUGACACUUAAUUUCCAUAAAGAUGAUGAUGGAAGAGAGAGGAGAAAUGAGGAGAAUGAAACACUUCUUGAAAUCCUACAACCAUCUUUAAAUUUGGAGAAAUUAAAAAUAGUGAGUUACAGAGGUUGGCAUGGAGAGCAGAGUAAGUUUGAAGUCCACGUUAGUGUUUCGGAUAUGAGUGAGAUAGCCUAUCUUUAUGUUUAUGUUUAUGUUUAUGUCUAUGGAGGGCUAGACCAUAUUCCUAUUUUUCUGGAAGUUCCAUUUUAG
This is a messenger RNA of Mangifera indica (mango), 2475 nucleotides long. RefSeq names its product putative disease resistance protein RGA3. NCBI's taxonomy places the organism in Eukaryota, Viridiplantae, Streptophyta, Magnoliopsida, Sapindales, Anacardiaceae. Gene Ontology annotation, biological process: defense response to other organism. The record is from RefSeq and is a predicted model, not a curated record. Bases 1 to 2475 code for a protein of 824 amino acids. Gene Ontology annotation, molecular function: ADP binding. The transcript has 2 exons.